Molecule: messenger RNA, 3198 nt
Organism: Bubalus bubalis (water buffalo)
Lineage: Eukaryota; Metazoa; Chordata; Mammalia; Artiodactyla; Bovidae
Gene: SNX16
Product: sorting nexin 16
Exons: 8
Coding region: 240-1271 (343 amino acids)
Biological process (GO): protein targeting to lysosome; endosome to lysosome transport; early endosome to late endosome transport
Cellular component (GO): early endosome; extrinsic component of endosome membrane; late endosome
Molecular function (GO): phosphatidylinositol binding
Source: RefSeq, a predicted model, not a curated record
CCCUGAGGCGGGCGCCCUCCGCGUGACGUCACUUCCGGGAGCGGCGGCAACCCAGCCCCUCCCUCCUCCUGGCGAGGACCCUGGGCCCGCGGCCCGCGCCGAGGCGGGCGAGGAGCCACUGUUUUCUGGAAGGGGUCACAGAGUGAAUUCCUAAGAAGAAAAUAAUGCAUUGCUUAUUACUUGUUCUCUAAUUGUUCGGACUCAGAAGUGUGCAAGUUUGUUACAAAAGCCAAAAGAAGAUGGCAACUCCUUAUGUUCCAGUUCCUAUGCCCCUAGGGAACUCUGCUUCCAGUUUUGCAACCACCAGAAACCAAAGAAGUUCUUCUUUUGGGAGUAUCUCAACAAGCUCAAAUUCUUCCAAAGGCCAGCUAGAAGACUCAAAUAUGGGUAAUUUUAAACAGACCAGUGUAUCUGACCAAAUGGAAAGCACUUCAUCUGUCUGUAGCAGUCCCCUCAUUAGGACUAAAUUUACAGGUGCAGAUUCUUCCAUUGAGUAUUCUGCUAGACCAAGAGAAAGUGAAGAACAAAGUCCUGAAACAGUGAAUUUUGAAGAUAGACCUUCAACACCUAUUAUCCUGGGUUAUGAGGUGAUGGAAGAAAGAGCUAAAUUUACUGUAUAUAAAAUAUUAGUAAAGAAGACCCCAGAAGAAAGCUGGGUAGUUUUUAGAAGAUACACUGAUUUCUCUAGGCUUAAUGAUAAAUUAAAAGAGAUGUUUCCAGGCUUUCGAUUAGCCCUUCCACCAAAACGCUGGUUUAGAGAUAAUUACAAUGCGGACUUUUUAGAAGAUAGGCAAUUAGGAUUACAAGCGUUUCUUCAGAAUUUAGUAGCUCACAAGGACAUUGCUAACUGCCUUGCAGUGAGAGACUUUCUUUGUCUGGAUGAUCCACCAGGUCCAUUUGAUAGCUUAGAAGAAAGCAGGGCUUUCUGUGAAACUUUAGAAGAGACAAACUACCGUUUUCAAAAAGAACUACUUGAAAAACAAAAAGAGUUGGAAUCACUGAAGAAACUGCUCAGUGAGAAGCAACUUCUUAUAGACACUCUAGAAAACAGAAUCAGGACAUUAUCUCUGAAACCUGAAGAAUCACUGCUCACGUCAGGAACAGAAGGCAGACAGACCCUGAAGGUGGAGCCCUCUGCGCUUGAGGUUGAUCAGGGUGUCCUGGAUGAAGAAUCUAGGGCUGAUAAUAAGCAAUACUCAAGUUUUAAUGAACCUAAAAAUUCCGUAUCAGACAUAGAAGUAGCAGAAGUGGCGUAUAAUGCAGAAGACUAACGCAGCUCCAGCGGUCCCUUCCAUUUUUACGUUCCUCGGAAUUUAGAAUAGAGUGACAAAUAUUUAAAAAGAAAAAAAGAGACUGAAGCAUCUACAUUAAACAGCCAGAUUGCACAUGUAUAAAGUUUACAUAAAGGAAAAUUUAAGUUAUUGGUGUAGGAAAUAUAUUCACUGUUGCUUUAAAUUGUCUUUUAGACAAACUUUGUAUUUAAUACACUAAAAACAAUCUAGUUAAGAGUUCUGUCAUCAAGGCCCACAUCCUUAAAUACUGUACAUAAAUUAUUUUGGUAUUUUGCCAAUAUAUUGAUCCAGACUAACAUGGGUGAGCACACUGUGUGUGUAUGUGUUUAAAUCACCAGUUGUAUUAGUUCAGUGGACAUAAAUUGCAUGUUGCUGUCUGUUGAAUAUAUACUUCCUUAUGUCUCUGACCUGAUAUAUUUUUAUUAAUGGUUUAAAUGAGUGGCAAAGAUGAGUUUAAAUAUUGAUGUGUUUAUUAUCUCUAAAUGAAAGUUGCUUAUUUGGAAUGUUACUAUUUACAAGAAGAAAACUUUCUAGUACCAAAGCAAAACUCUGAAAGAGCUGUAAUAACGUAGCUAAAGUGAUAAAGUAGCUUUGAUUUGAAAAGCAAAUCCAUUAAUAUCCAAAUACUAUAAUAAGUGUACCAAUGUAUUAUAUGUUACACUUAUUUAUUUUCCAUGUAAUCUUUAUCUUAAAUCUCUACCUAUAGAAUCAAUGGGUUUGCCUUUUUCAGAAUACUACCUCUUUUAGCUAAUCAGGGCAUACUCUUUUGAAAAUACAGAUUCUAAGCAAAUAGGCAGUCAUACAAAAAAAUAAGAGACAAAAAGCCAUAUAUCCUGCAGAGUUCCUAUGUCAGCUCCUGGCAUUGCGUUUUUAUUUCUGUAUAUGUAAACAUGUUGCUAUAAUGUCUUGAUGCUGAUUUUCUUCUUAAUAUAUUUAGCUAAGUGAUGCACUUUAUGAUAAUUAAACUCCUUUGUGCCAAGUUUAAUGGGUGAAUUUCUUUAGUAAGUGGAGUUAGGAAAAAGAAUUAUAUACUGCCUUCACUAUUUCACCUUUUACAAAAGUCUCCUAGAGUCCUGUGAGUCUGCUUUACGAAAAAGAUAUUUAUUUCAGCUUUGCAUAUAGUUGUCAAAAGUGCCUUGUUUCGUUUUAUAGUAUGAAGUUACUCAUUUUAUUUUUUAUUUCUACUGUUUUGCAUAUUGCUCUUAAUAAGCAUGGUAAUCAUUCUAGCAUUUUGAAAUUCCAGUUGGUAUAUUGAACUGCAUAUGCUUUCUAGAAACUGAAGGAAACUUAUUGGGGAAUUAGAAUAACAAUCUCCAUUUUUUCCCUCCUCUAAAAUGUAUCAGUGUCUUGAUGUACAGCAUAUUAAGAUGCGGUGGUUUAAAAUUCUACUGACAUAGAUAAACAGAUACAAUGGCUGUUGUUAGUCUUUGACCUGAAAAGGAGACUGCUUUUCACCAAAGUACCAAAACGUUUUUAAAGUUUUCAUCAAAAUGGACAGGUAUGCUUUAUCUCAGAAUAUUUUUGACAAAUUGUAUUAGAAAUUGGUUUGCUAUCCUGGGAAACAGAAAGAGUAUAAUAAAAUGGUCUACUUGUUCAUUUCAAAAUGUUUAAAAAGUCUUAAAGAGAACAAUCAUUUAAAUUAAUAUCAUUUUUAGUCUAAUAAAACAUGAUAAUAAAUUUCAGGUAUUAUAGUGCUACAUAUAUGUCUGUUUUAAAAUGAACCAUACACUUUCAAAAUCUGGCCUUUCAGAAGAUUGUAUUUAAAACUUAAAUGGGUGAAGAAAAACUCUUGUUAAUUAGGGAAAUCACUAUUAUUUAUAUAUAUUUAGAAUUUAAUUUUUUUUACUUUUAUAAUGCAUUUUAUUCCCAGUAUUAUAUUCAUUUAAUAAAUUAUUUUUUCAGUAAA